AUGGAAGUUUUCAGGCAAGCCCAGAAUCGGUUCCAUUCCGCCCUGUCAGCAGAAGAGAAGGCCCAAUACAGGCCCUGCGACUCUGUUGAGAAGCUGCUUGCCGAUGUGAGACAGUUCAGCCUGCUUCCUAAGGGCAACAGGCGGCUCUCUGACUGCAUGCUGAAAAUCGAAGCUUUCACGGAUAAUCUUGAGCCGUACUUAGGUGUUAUUGCCAUCAUUUGCGGAUCUCAUGCUGGCCGGGCUGAUACGACUUUUGGCAUAUUGAGGCUCGUCCUCCAGAUGGCCAGUUCCUACGGUAGCUUCUUUGAGAAACUUUGCGAUGCCCUCGAAAGGCUGGACGCUAGGUUUCCGCGAUACCAGGAGCUUUACGACAAGCUUAGCUCGCAGAAGGUCGGGCCAGUGGGAUCAACGCUAACGAAUGCGCUGGGGAAUACCUAUGACUUGUUAUUCGAGUUCUUUCAAAGCGUCGCAGGCCUCUUUUCGCGACCAAGCGGCAGGCGAAGGCACACAUUUUCUACCGUUGCUUCUCUUGCUCGAAAGCCAUUUGAUGUCCGUUUUAAGGAAAUACUGGAGAAAAUCAGCUUCUACCACAAUCUGGUCAAGGAAGAAAUAGAGACGGAACGAGUAGAUGAGAUGCAAGACGAUCUGUCUAAACUGAAAGCAGCCGCGGCAGAACAAGCAACAGAAAAAUUACAAAUCACAGUCCUCGAGAAAUUGAAGGAGAUUCAAGAAGGUCAAGCACCAAACAAAGCCCAGUUGGCCCUCUUACAGAGUCUCCUUAUUGAUGGAUUCUCUCGCCAAGCAACACUCGAAUCACAGAAUCGAUUACUUGAUUUGUUGUAUCAGUUCAGGAAACACGAGGAGGCCCAGAUGCAAGCUGAAUUUAAAACCGCUGUGAUUCGAUGGAUCGAUCCGCCGGAUUACAAGGAAAACCUCUGCGAUGCGCAAGAUGAGCGCGCUGAUGAAACUGCAGAAUGGAUUUUUGAUAACCCCGCUUUGGGACCCCAGGACAAGAUUCUCCGUCAACAUCGGAUUCUCCCAGCUCGCUUCUAUGGGUCAAUGGUAAUAAUCAAAUUGAACGAUGCAUCCUUCAAGAGCAAGACUGACAACAUCAAAGGAAAGCCGGGCUCGGGAAAAACCGUACUCGCUGGAUCCAUUGUGGAAGAGCUCCGGAGAAAACAAAAAAGCCACACUGUUGACUCAGCAGUUUGUUACUAUUUCUUCAAUCAAAACAUGGGAAAGAAGAACAACCACAUCGAUACUUAUCGUGCUAUCCUGGCGCAGCUGUUCUACCACUGCCACGAGAUAGACCAAGUUUACGACGUCUUCGGCAUGAUAAAGGUGGGCAUUGUGAGCGAUAUUCGGGCAUCGGAGCAUGAGUUAAUCGACACAAUACAAUUAUGCCUUAAAGAAGUUCCAAGAUCCCAUUUUAUCCUGGAUGGCAUUGACGAAUGCUCAAACGACACCAAGCUGCUGAAGAAUAUCAAGAUCUGGUGUGAAACAACAUCUGUAAAGAUUAUUCUUCUCAGUCGGCCAGAUGUCUCAAGUUUGAGGAAGGCAAUCUCUCCAGCUUCAACCAUCACUAUGAUAGAUUCUGCAUUAGGCAGAGAUAUCUGCCGGUACCUGACCCCCGAGUUCGAUGUCUUUCGAAACGAGGGCCUUUUACCAAAGGAUGCAGAUAUAGAAAUGUUGGCAAGUCAUCUAGGAAAACGAGCCGAGGGUAUGUUCCUUUGGGCUCGCGUGAUGAUCGAAUACUUGGCCUCCCCAGCCUUGAGCAAGAGGCAACGGUUGGAGAUUAUCAUGGAGGACACGCCGGGAGGACUUGAUCGCCUUGAAGAUCUCUAUUGUAGAAUUCAAGAUCGGAUUGAUGCCCUUGACAGACCAAGCAGACAAUUAGCCCAGAAAGCGCUGGUAUGGAUAGCUCAUACUCGGCUCACACUCCCCGAACUCAGCGAAGCAAUCACCGACGAAGAUUUGGGGCCUGAUCGCGACGAAGGCUCGGACCACUUUGAGCACGCCGUCAUUGUGUCUUGCCGUGGGAUCAUCGAAAAGAGGUCGAACGGGAUAUUCAGGUAUAUCCAUUUAACAGCAAGGGAGUUUGCUCAAAAUGGGCCUCGGCGGUCUGCGCGACAAGCAUUGAUCCCACAUGUUCAUAUUGCCAAGGCCCAGAUUGUUCAAUAUUGUGUCAGAUACUUUAAGAAGCGAAUACCUGCAAAUCCACUAUCGGGACAGCUGGGAGUGACUGCUGAUGCCAACAUCAUCAUUCACAGAUGGCCCUUGCUGAAAUUUGCCUCACGGAAUUGGAUGGCCUUCGCAGUUGAGUUGCUCUGUUCACACGAAGCUGAAUUCUCGGGAAACCAAAUGGAAGGCCUUUAUACCGAGAUCAACGCGUUUUUGCAAAACCAGUUUUUCGUCAUGGUUUGGAUUGAAGCUCUUUAUACAUUGUGUCCAAGUGAAGUCUACACAUCGGUAGAGGAAACACGAACUAAUAUUGAACAAAUGCAGUUGAUGCAACUGGCGCCGAACUGGCAAGAAUGCUGGCAAAAUUUGAAAGAGCUGAUCCAAGACAUUUGUCAACUAAAUCUCGACUGGGGUGAAACUCUGACAGAAACACCAUACGAAGUUUGGGGCGACGUUGGCAUCUUCCAGAAAAGCAAGUUCUUGGCCUCAACCAAGGCAGGCACCGUGGAAUCCCUGGCACUGAGGUUGCAUCAAAAGGGGAGCUCAAGCGCAGCUGGCCCUUUAUUCAGCCAGUCUAGAAGUUCUUUAGAUACCAAAAGACUUGCUGUACUAAGCGUCUUCCCCUGCAGUGACAUGGCAAACUGUAGAUUUUUUCGAGACGGCUGGGACAGGCAUGAUGAUAUACCAUUUAAUGCGGAGGCGUCGAGGAGACUUAAGGAGUCAUACGGAUAUUCCGCUCCGUCGCCACGCAAGCGGCCAGCUAAUCCAUCUCCCCCGUCUUCACAAUUUGAUUUCUGGGUCGCAUGUUCGGGAUGGGUAAUAACAUACGAAAUCUUCUCUAUCGAGGCUGCCGAAUCUAGCCGCUUGCUUUUGAUUGAAGCACCGAUUGACGCCCUUUCAGUUGAGAUAUGCCUUAGACAGAGCCUACUUGUUGACACCAAAGACUGGAUCUGUGCAUUUGCCCUAUCGAUAGGGCCGAGCUUGGACAGAUUCACGGUGUUGAAUGUGUUGUUUGAUGUGAGAUCCGACCAAACUUACCAUUGCAGAACAAUAGAAUGGCCUCAGAGACAUCGACCUUCAUGUUGGGACACAUCCAAACGCAUAAAGUCUAAUGCCUACUCAAGUGGAAGGGACUCCUAUAAUUAUCAUUUCUCAUGGAGCUGGGAUGGGCGAUAUGUUUUGUUUCGCGAUCGCAAUCUCAAAGCAAGUGAAUGGGUUCAGCGUGGGACUAGCCUUGCCAUAUUCUCCAUCGAAGAAUCAAUUUCAGAUGCAGAGGGUAUCAGAUUGGUAAAUUCCUUCUCUACCAGUUCUCUUACCACUGGGUUCCAUUCCUGUCACUUUCACCCAACUAAAGAUCUUUUGUUACUGCGAGACGACAGAGACUUUUACUUAUGGAAGUUUCUGGAUGAAAAAGAGCCUUCUGUUCUUCAGCUCACUGAUACUGAGACCCGUCCAGGACUUGGAAUUGAAAGCAUCUCGUUUUCCAGCUGUGGAAAGUACAUUGCCAUCUCCUACAGGACCCAGCCAUGGCCAAAGCUAUAUCCUUUGGAAACCUUCUUGGGAAUUGAAAAAACCUUUGAGACUUUUCAUGAGGCGACGGAGACAUCAUCGGGUAUAAUUGAGAACUCGGCUGCCCAACCAUCAGCUGCCUCGAGCGAGGUUGCGGCACGAAAUAAACAAACAGAACUCACAACUAACUCCAUCAUCAGCGGGGCUACUUCAUCCUCAGUCGUGGUUAGGAAAAGCCACGGAAACGAGUUUGAGAUGGCGCUUCUGAAGGUGGCUCCGAAAGAGGUCCAAUUUCGUCAAAUGCAUGAAGGAAAGGACACUUCCACAGCUUUGAUCAAAUUGCCCCAGUCUAUUCCAACCAAAAAUAUCACCGCCGAGGUGACAGCGCCCAUUGCUGGAGAAGACCCCAAAUUUCAGGUCAUUCUCAAUGCCGGGCCGGCAAAAGUGUUUCUCAGCAGCGAUGCCGGUGCGGCUGCAACACAUUUGCCUCUAGUUGUUCGGAAAGACCCUCGAGCAUUAAGGCUGCAACCAUCAGAUCAAAGCACGGGGGAAGUGGCGAAGAUUUCUCCUAUUGAUAGAGGCGCUGACGCUAUUCCAGAGCAGUUGUUAGAAGCUCCCGAGAACAAUUCAUCGGAACCAGGAGCCAAAAAGCCACUUGAAGCGCAGUCCCCUCAGGCAGCAGCUGGGAAGCUAAAGCCUGCAAAGAGAAAGGGGAAGCUGAAUAGUUGGAUUACAAAGCGGAUGAAGAAGUAA
Molecule: messenger RNA, 4443 nt
Organism: Clonostachys byssicola
Lineage: Eukaryota; Fungi; Ascomycota; Sordariomycetes; Hypocreales; Bionectriaceae
Source: the annotation of a GenBank genome assembly